AUGGUCAAAGAUCUUGAAAAAUUCCAUUGGCCUAUCGGGAACUUGGCUCUUCUUCAUUAUAUAUACUGGGAAAAACUUGAGCCAAUUGGUCUGGAUGCAUUUGAUCCUUUGUCUCGUGAAUACCCACUAAUGCUUAACUGGCCAGAAACGGAAGGGAAAAAGCGAGACAACUAUGACAACAUACACGGGCGGGGUACCGGCAAUAUUGAAAACUGCAUUAGCGAAGAGUACAGACGUGCUAAGGUUGCACGUGAAGGGACUGUCCCAGAGGAAGAAACGAAGAAAACUAAACGGAAAGGUGGUGGCAGGAGUAGAAAGCCAAGCACGUCGGCGGUUUCAUCGAACACGAAUUAUAGUAUGGACCGUGUGAUGACAUACAUAAAGCUGCUUCACAAGGAGAUGGUAAUGGAAAGGUUGAACACGGAAGGUGUGAUGUACAAAUCCAUUAAGAGGGACAACGUUGACGAAUUUGAUGAUGUAGGUGAAGGAGUUGGGAUGAAGAAUGGCAAGUACAAGUCAUCAAAAUAUUGGCCAGAUAUUGAAUCACCUACGGACGUAAAGAUAGGAACAUCUUUCACGGGUAUGAAUGAUACCUUCGUGCCCGUUGAUGACACGGGUGCUCCGGCGACGACACCGGGUAAAGGUGAUGCUACUGAUCCUUUCAUUAUAGACGAUAAUGGAAACUCUCCAUCUUCGGCAUCAACUGUACGGACAAAAGACUUUCCGCCUAUGUCCCGAACCCUGCAGAAUGCUGACAUUUCUGGUGAGUCUAUGGGUGGUUUGUCACCAACAAAGUCCGAAGAAACGUUUGAGAGUUUCCCGGCAAAGAGCAACAUAGGUAAUGGUGAAGGCAGUCAGGACAAUGAAGAUCUGUUUGCAUCGUCACCACAUUCAAUUCUAGCAAGUUCUCUUAAUAUGACUCCGGAUCGCAUAGAGGCAGCCAAAGUUUUUGUUGAGACUCUUGCAUCGUCAAAGAAACAUGCGCACAAAACCGUGGUUAAUGUGCCGCCACCAGAUGGGGACAUAUGCACGCCAGCAAUGCUUCAUGAUGUCCUCACGUUUAAAUGGUUGAAUGGCGUUAGAGCUGAAAUUUCUAAGGAUAUUAUGGAGGCCAACUCAACUCUUCAAGCAAAAAAAUAUCCAGAUGUCUCAUCGUGGCCAAUAAAUGAGUACGAAAUGCCGAGACAAAAAGAUGGAGUGUCAUGUGGACCUUUUGUGAUGCGGUGCAUAAAACACUGGGACGGAGAUCGCUGGACAUAUGAAUUUGACCAGGAAGAGAUUAAUGAGUAA
Messenger RNA from Aegilops tauschii subsp. strangulata, 1290 nucleotides. RefSeq lists its product as uncharacterized. The record is from RefSeq and is a predicted model, not a curated record. Lineage: Eukaryota; Viridiplantae; Streptophyta; Magnoliopsida; Poales; Poaceae.